Messenger RNA from Rhinopithecus roxellana (golden snub-nosed monkey), 3122 nucleotides. It is a transcript of the gene ZBP1, whose product is annotated as Z-DNA binding protein 1. Gene Ontology annotation, molecular function: RNA binding; double-stranded RNA adenosine deaminase activity; DNA binding. Gene Ontology annotation, cellular component: nucleus. The transcript has 9 exons. Gene Ontology annotation, biological process: positive regulation of type I interferon-mediated signaling pathway. The coding region runs from base 1418 to 2578 and encodes 386 amino acids. The record is from RefSeq and is a predicted model, not a curated record. NCBI's taxonomy places the organism in Eukaryota, Metazoa, Chordata, Mammalia, Primates, Cercopithecidae.
CAUUUUCUUUUUCUCCUGAAACCUAAUCUGGCCGGCCUGGCUAGGCGUCUAUUUCCGGACUGUAAGCAGCUGACACUCGCUGGGUGGAAGUUGGCAUCCCUUCCCUUGCGGGUUCAGAGCUGCAAGAAGCACCAGGCUUGGCCACUUAAGCCCCAGCCUCGAUCUAGCCCACCCUCUCAAGGCCACAGUGCAGAAGGCUGCACCACCUGCCAAGUCUCUCCGGCUCCUUGCAGCUGCUGUCAGCAUGGCCCAGGCCCCUGCUGACCCGGGCAGAGAAGAUAACUGAGGCCCUGAGAGGUGAAAUGACACUCUCGGGGUAGCACAGCUGGCGAGCACUGGUGCUAGCGUUUGAAGACCCAUGUCACAGUCAUAUCGAGAACAAAGCCAUUUGCUUUGAUGAGGUACACGUAUGCCUUUGUUCCUUCUUGUUGCAUUCUUUCCUCAACUAACAUUUCAUUCAUUUUAUUCCUGGAAGAGUUGCGAUGAAAGCCAAUAGUGUAUCGAGCAAUUGCUGUUCUCUAGGGUCUCCACGAAGUGCUGUGGACUGUAGGUGAAGUGUGGUUUUGCAGUUUGGGGGAUGGGUUUGUUUUGUUUUUAAUCCUCACCGCAAUCUCUGAAGUAGUUAUUAUUGUCUACAUUUCACAGAAGGGGAACCUGAAGCCGGCGGAAGGUCACAGAGCUAGUAGUUGUCAGGGAUAGGAGCUCAAACCCAGGAAAUCAGCCAUCAAAAUUUUGAAAAACCAACCCAGACUGUGCCCCCGGAGGGCUAAUGUCAGGGUGUGGCCAGGAGCCGCGCUGACCACCGAGUUCCUGCGGUGCUUCCUCUUCGGGGACUCACAGUGGCAUCAUGGAAGGAUGGUGAGCUGAGAAGAGGCGAUUCCCAGGAAGGAUGGCAAUGGGCAUCAGGUACACCCAGGCAGGACUUGCCUUUGUGCUCCCAGGUCCCCCUGCCUCGCUCUGGCUCCGUCCUUCUGCCCUCUACUCCCCUCUGCCCUGAGGACACCUGAGAGCUGAGGAACCCCACUGCCCCCUGGCACCCACACCUGGGGAGGGCACAGGCGAGGCGGCACCUCUUCUGGCUGCCAGGCCAUUUCUGAUCAGCCUGCAUGCCUCUCUCUGGGCAGAGGCAGCUGCUCUGCUGCUCUUAGGGGACAUCUGCUGGGGUCUUUGUCCUCUCCUCUGCCCUGAACACCUCUCAAAAAGUGGCCUCACGUGCCUCCUGGAGCCUCAAGCCUGGGCUCAUCUGUGGGGACCCGGGAGACUCAGUUCCUAUCUCUGUCCCCCGCUCACUCCCCCAGGCCACCUUGAACAGAGGAUCCUGCAGGUGCUGACAGAGGCUGGCUCCUCAGUGAAGCUUGCCCAGCUGGUGAAGGAAUGCCAAGCGCCCAAGAGGGAGCUCAACCAAGUCCUCUACCGGAUGCUAAAGGAGCUGAAAGUCUGCCUCACAGCCCCUGCCACCUGGUGCUUGGGCGAGACUGGUCCUGGAGGCGAGAGUCCUGCAGAGCUGGCCCUGUCCAGCCCUGCCGAGAGGCCCCAGCAAUAUGCAGCUACAAUUCCAGAGACCCCUAACCCUCAGUUCAGCCAACAACGGGAGGAAGACAUCUACAGGUUUCUCAAAGACAAUGGUCCCCAGAGGGCCCUGGUCAUCGCCCAGGCACUGGGAAUGAGGACAGCAAAAGAUGUGAACCGAGACUUGUACAGGAUGAAGAGCAGGCACCUUCUGGACGUGGAUGAGCAGUCCAAAGUGUGGACGAUUUACCGCCCAGAAGAUUCUGGAAGAAGAGCAGAGUCGGCCUCAAUUAUUUACCAGCACAAUCCAAUCAACAUGAUCUGCCAGAAUGGACCGAACGGCCAGAUUUCCAUUGCAAACUCCGAAGCCAUCCAGAUUGGACACGGGAACAUCAUUACAAGACAGACAGCCUCCGGGGAGGAUGGUUCUACUGGUCCCCGCCACCUCCCUUCAAUGGCACCAGGUCAUUCCUCAACUCAGGGGACUCUGAAUGAUCCCUGGGAGCCCCAGGACAUCCACAUGGAGCGGUCCAUGCUCAGAUGGGUGCAGCUGGGACACAGCAAUGAGAUGAGGCUUCACAGCGUCCCGUCCGAGGGCCCUGCCCACAUCCCCCCUGGCAGCCCUCCAGUCUCUGCCACUGCUGCCGGCCCAGAAGCGUUGUUUGAAGCAAGAAUGCCCAGUCCAAGAACUCACCCCAAGGGGGAUGCCGCCCAGAGAAUCCACAUGAAAUCAUGCUUUCUCGAGUAUGCCACCAUCGGCAACAGCAACAAAAUGUCUAUCAGCCCAGGGGUGGCUGGACCAGGAGGAGUCGCAGGGUCUGGAGAUGGGAAGACAGGGGAGGACGCAGUUGCUGUCUUCACUGAAGUCUUGAACCCCUCAAAGUCAUUCACGAAAGCUGGAAUCAACUUCUUCCAGACUCCUGUGAAUGUUGUUAUUUUGACCUUCUCCCGUGAAUCACAAGUGUUCUUAAUGGCAUUUAGAGUGAUGAUUUUUUUCCAGACAAUUUUCAACUUACUUUGCCCAGAUCCAUCUGAGGAAUCACUCUAUAUUGCACUUACGCCUUUAUAAAAUGUAUUUAUUGAAGAAUAAGAAAUGAAUGUUGAAGUUAUUCCUUAAUCCGUGGGCUGCAGAAUGGAUGCUGUGCUAGCAGGCAUGAAAACAACAUUAACUCUUUUUUACAUCUCCAUCAGAGCCCUUGGAUGAACAGGUGCAUUGUCAACGAGCAGAAAAAAAAAAAAAAACUUUUUUUUUUUUUUGGCCCUCAGCCCAGGAUCCUGAACACCCAGCUCCUGUGGUAUGGACAAUGAGCAGUAAAAUGUUCAAAGGAACAUUUUUUUCUGAGCAGUAAGUCUCAAUGCUAGGCUUAAAAUAUUCAGUAACCCAUGCUAUAAACAGAGGUGCUGUCAUCUACCUUUGUUGCUUCAUUCAUAGAACACAGGCAGAGUUGAUUGAGCGUCGUUCUUAAGGGCCCUAGAAUUUCCAAAAUGGUCAUUGAGGAGAGGCUUGAGCUGAAAGUCACCAGCCACAUUAGUCCCCAACAAGAAAGCCUGCCCCCUUUGAAGCUUUGAAGCCAGGCAUUGACAUCUCCUCUCGAGCUAUGAAAGUUCUAGAU